CUUGCGUUUCCUCCUAAUGUGAGUUCUGAUAGCUCCCAGCAAAAAUUUUAUUUUUUCCCGGCUUCAGAUAAAAAUCAUCAGUUCUGCAGUACAUCUAUAAACCAAAUCUCGUUUACUCCUCAGACUCAGUUGUAUUAUUUUUUUUUGCACGGAGACGGGGACCUGCUGAAGUAGCGCUUUUGCAUCUUGUUCCUCCCGAGAUAAGCGUGUUAUUAAGCCCUUGGCAUCGCUGGCUCUAAGUACAGGCACUAUUUUUUCCUUAUCACAAGCAGAUAUGCGCCACGCCUGAUUAACUGAAGACAAAGACAAUAUGCCGAAGCAGCCGGCACAUUUUUCACCUGGUUAUAUAGCCUGCUACCUAACCAACAAAACAUGGCGACGCGCCAUUGUCGUGACCUACCUGGUCACCACAUCUUUCAUCCAAGCACUGUUUCGUAUCGCUAUCCUGGGCAUCUUUACCUUAGGCUGCUUUGAGGCUUGCUAUGUUUACUCUUCUGCAGACCCUCAUGAUACUCGCCGUCAUCAUAUACCCGAAGAUUCCAUCAUAAUUUUAUUAGGCCCGCUGUGUUUCUAUCCUGGCAUCAUCCUCUUUUUAGCAACUGUACGGUCACUGAAACAAUCAUGGCAGUUGCUGUUAGGUGUUAAUUCAUUUCGCCAGUCCUGUAUUCCAAUCGGUAUACGGGGGUUCACCAAUUCCUCGGCACACUGGCAAAAGAUAUGCACUGAUUUACGUAGCAGUCUUGAAUUGGCUAAAGUUUUCAAGAAUGGCAUCGCCUUAUCCGUGCUUAUUUUGUUGGCAACCAGCUAUAUUCUGGAGUGGUGGGAUCGAAACGUUUUCCACUUCGAAGCCCUGCGGAGAAUGUGGAUAAUAUUACUAAUGGAGGCUUUGACGGAAUAUCUGGAUCGGUGCAUGGCACGGGAAGCGGAAAGCUUGGAGCUGGAGAUCAUCGCAUCCUGGUUUCAACAGCGGACGGACCAAAUUUCUACUAAAAAUCGCGUUGCUAAAAAUUACGCGGUCUUACUACAGGAGCUUACUUCGUCGGUAGAAGCGUUUAAGGAUAUCAGUGUAUAGACAGGACUGCUUCUUUUGUAGCGCCUUUGCGAUCUAUCCAUGCAAAUUUUGUUGCAUAUGUAGUAAUGUAGCAAUGCACCAAUUAUUUUGAUUCGUUU
This is a messenger RNA of Paramacrobiotus metropolitanus, 1170 nucleotides long. RefSeq lists its product as uncharacterized. NCBI's taxonomy places the organism in Eukaryota, Metazoa, Tardigrada, Eutardigrada, Parachela, Macrobiotidae. The transcript has 2 exons. The coding region runs from base 311 to 1072 and encodes 253 amino acids. The record is from RefSeq and is a predicted model, not a curated record.